AUGGCGUUGCCGCGUCUAUAUUUCGUGGUCAUGAAGGCCACGGCCCGGUAGCUAAUGCGGCUUUACUGACACCGCCACGACAGCUGGAGAUGGUACUAUCAGCAACGAGGCUGGACACUCAUAUUCAAGGAGAAGGUCCUGGUCCUCGUCCACACCAUGACGAAUACAAGAAGAAGAUGAACGAGGACUUGUUCCGACACUCUGCCGAAGACGUGGCUAUGUUUCAGCUGCUGAUAUCCCAAAAAUACGAUGGUGGGAGAGAGAUUCCGGAACCUAUGAUAUGCCCUAUCUGUCUCAAGGCAGCAAGAGAACAUCAAGAUGGGGAGAAGUCUAGUUCCUUGUACUAUAGUUAAGGCUACAUCAAGAGAUCCAUCUUCUGAAGCUUCUGGGUCACGUUUUUCAAUGGAAAAGGGGGCCCGAAGCACUGCUGCGGAUGGACUUCCCUUAGUUCUAAUAUAGGCAUCUCUGUGGGCAUGCUUUGUGUGCGAAGUGCAAGAAUAAGAUGGUCAAAAACGCAAGAAAGAAAGCGAAAGACGAAGGACGGGCGAUGGAAAUAUAUUAUGGGAACGGUCGGCGGCGCGGCAACGGGAUUGAUGCAGUGAGGACUGCGAGGAUUGCGUACGCAGCGGAGCAAAGCUGUGUAGUCUGUCGGCAAGGUGGAGAGCUUGAAGACCUUGUGCCGACACAAGAAGAGGAAAACCUAGAAAACCUACUCUUGAAGAUAAGGGAAGGCUGUCAAAGUGGAGCAAACACGGGAUCCACCUCAGACGAGUCAAGCACGGACGAGGAAAGUUCUAGCACAGAAGAAGAUGAAACAGAGGCUCUUCUUGAAGAGAAAGUACUAGAUUAAGGCUUCCCCUAAUCCAUCUCCUCUAUAGGGAUCCCCCAAACAUAUGCGCCCCAAUACAAGGGAGACACUGACGCAUAUGCUUCAGGGAUUUCCAGUUCCACAGGGAUGAAUAGGGGAGAGCUCUAACUAGAGUUGCCAUCCUCCUCGCAAGACAUCUCGGAGCUAUCGUUAUGUCCACGGCGGUGGCAGCCACUGGAAGUACCCCUUACAGUAGCAAGAGAUGUGGAUGCUCGUUUUUUCAAGCGUAGUGAAGGCGAAGAUGGCGUCCUCUUAGAUGCAGCUGUUCGUAAAAAGCUAUGGAAGGAUCUGGAGCAACAAAUGCAGCAUGAAAAAGAAACUUGGCUUGAUCAUGUCCGAAAGCACCAGGGAAAAAAUCAAGCCAAUAUUAUUACUGCGCAUAGGAGGGAGAGGGAUACUCCUACUCCUAUGCUUAGAAGGACCGAACAGCAGACGAGUGGUGCUCGUACUUCUGCUUCCAGUCCCAGUUCCAUGCUCUUGCAGCCACGGCGGCAGGAAGAGCCGCCUUUGCAGCUGACAUCGGGAUUGUAUAUCCGGCAACGAAAAAUGUUAGACUUGGUACAAAAAGUGGGUGCCGUGAAAGCAAGUGAGUUCGUAGUAGAAAUUCUACGAGCCCCUGUGGCGGAUUCUGUGUCUAAAUUCCUGGAUAGUGUGUUAUCAGCUGAAAAGGUAGAAGCUGCCAAGCAUCGACAGGGUACUAUCUGGAAUGGUAUAGUGGAAGGUCUGAAGUGUAUCAACCAGGAAUAUUUCGAGCCCCGCAGGGAUCUGGUAAUGAGCUACAUUGUCACUACCCCAGAUGGUCACCAGCAUCCCUUGGACGUGCGGGUUCGACGUGGCUCCGCUAUCAACCCCGAGGGUGAUGUGAGCCCAUGCGCGUAUUGCUGCUUUGUCGCGUGUAUCUGCUGUCCUCAUAGCUGUAGUAUUUGUGUUUACAAGCAAUUUGAGCACUCGCGUUACCGGAACCCGUAUUGCCACGAAACUGUAAUGCCGAUUUUGCUAGACUGCAGCACUGUGGCUGCGUGUGGGGCCCUUGUGAUUGACCCAAGCCUCACCUCGACAGCGGCGUGUCUCACUAGUUCUUGUCCUAGCGCAUGUUGUCCUAGCGCAUGUUGUACAAGCGCAUGUAGUGCAGUACACCCACCUUGGUGCAACACGACGUUGACGCUUUCCUGUAUUCUUCUUGCUUCGCCUCUAUUGCGCCUUUGCGCUUUCACUGAAGACAACUACCACAACUCCUCUGAAGAAAGAUUAUGCAGACUUGCACGCGAACUGGUCACGGACAUGGCAACACCCUACGCAACCUGCGUAGAAGAGGUUCGUCUCGCUUGUCGUUUCAUUUGUUGUGGAGGAAGAAUAUUUGAAGAAAAAAAAGAAGAACUGCAUCGCCUCAAGACAGCCGAGAUUGCAGCAGCCUUAAGGGAGUCCUUAAGCGGAGAGAGUGGAAGCGGAGAGAGUGGUCGAGAUCAUCCUUUGCGAGAAUCGUCUUCAUCUUCAUCUGGUGGACGUGGAGACGCAGAGCAGCUUGCAAUUUCACCAGGUGGAAGCAGUACUAGCUACAACAAUGUGCUCUCAGAGUUCAUAUCAUCAUUAUCUUCGUCACCCUCGUCUGGUGCUGGUGGUGGUGUCCCUCUUCGUCGAGAUGUCACUGCACAAAAUUUGGUAGAAGACUUGCGAUUGGCGCUGUUGUGGGUAGAGCAUCCCGUAGUUCACAAGUAGGACCAGCAAAUGACAGAAGCAUGUUUUUAAUCUAAAAGAAGUGUCGCGUGCUUGAUUCUUUUUCUUGCUUCUAGCUUCAGGACAACUGUACACUGAUAAUAAAGAUCGUUUGGUGACAUGAUCUUUUAAGGGCGGAUGAGUGAAAAACCAACACAUGAUCGCGUGGUCUUUUCAACCCCUGGAGUGGGUACAUUCAUUCACUCACUCAUUUAGAAGAACAUCCACAUGGCGGCGCCUCUGCCAGAACCUCCACAUUGAGGCGCAUGAUGUGCAAAAAAUUCAAAUCUUCCUCACGGUGAAGUGAGUCUUUUCUGUUGGUAAUGCGCAGGAUCCAUCGACUUCUCUCCUGCUUCUAGUUCAACAUUGGCUACUUCUCACCCUCACGUUAUUAAAUUCUUCACUUUUGAACAGGACUUGCGCUAGCAGCGAGAGUAGCAAGAGUAGAAUAGAGAGCAUGACGUUGUAGUUGACCAGUUGGAAAUCAGUAGGCAUAUUAGCAACCACAAAAGAAGAUGCGAUUGCGAGCAAAGCUUUUCUUGCCCAGCGAGAACCUGAAUUGGAACUACCCACUAUCUAGCAAGGUUUGAAGAACAAGCGG
Messenger RNA from Amoebophrya sp. A25, 3182 nucleotides. Lineage: Eukaryota; Dinophyceae; Syndiniales; Amoebophryaceae. The record is from the annotation of a GenBank genome assembly.